Molecule: messenger RNA, 2079 nt
Organism: Colossoma macropomum (tambaqui)
Lineage: Eukaryota; Metazoa; Chordata; Actinopteri; Characiformes; Serrasalmidae
Gene: trim69
Product: tripartite motif containing 69
Exons: 6
Coding region: 97-1686 (529 amino acids)
Molecular function (GO): protein binding; zinc ion binding
Source: RefSeq, a predicted model, not a curated record
AGAGAGGGAAGGGGGAGGCGACGAAAGAGAAGAAACACUCCAAACUGAAAGCACUCAGCAAGCAGACGAGGACGAGAAGUCACCAAAGCCGUGCACAUGAGCGCACCGUGGUCCAGGAAAGAGCCUGAAAAACCUGACCUAAGGUCCAGCAACCGGCCCAAAAUGGACAAGCCAGAGAAGCCAAAGAGGCCAGAGGUGUCCAGCUUAGUGGCCAAAGGUCCAGCGCAACGUCUGAGCCGGGAUUUGACCUGCUCCAUCUGUCUGGACCUGUUUAAGCAGCCUGUAUCUCUGCCCUGUGACCACACUUUCUGCCAGGCAUGCAUUACAGGCUACUGGACCGGCCCCAGGACCCCAGGGCAGCCCGGAUCUGGAUCCUGCCCGCAGUGCCGGAAAAUCUUCCCUGGACAGACCUACAGGCCUAACCGCAUCGUGGCUAACAUUGUGGAGAGCUACUGCCAGGGCCUGGAGGAAAGUGGUGGCCGGCUGGACGUGGUGACCCCCGUGCCUUCGGUAACCCCUGUGACCCUUGUGCCCCGCUGCAGCCGACAUUGCGAGGAGCUGAAGCUCUACUGCGAGGAAGACCAGGAGCUGGUGUGUCUUGUCUGCGGGAUCUCCCAGGAACACCGCGCUCACACGCUGGUCUGUGUGCAGGAUGCACAGCAGAAAUACAGAAACUCUCUGAACAGCUCAGCCACGGCGCUGCAGGCGGAGCUGAACACGGCGCUGCAGUGUGAGAGAGAGACGGAGGACGAGGUGAAGAAGUUGAAGGAGCACACUGCGGACCUAAAGCAGCGAAUCGAGGCUCAGUUCAGCGACCUGCACCAGUUCCUGUAUCAGGAGGAGAAGCUGCUGCAGGUGAAGCUGAAGACGGAGGAGAGGAGGGAGCUGAUCCGGCUGGACGAACACAAAGCGCUGCUGUGUGUGGAAAUAUCCCGCCUCCGCAGAGCCCUCGCUGAUAUAGAGGACAAACUGAGAGAGCAGGACCCGUACACGCUGCUCAGGAACAUAAAGAGUCUCCUUCAAAGGCAGCCACUGAAGUUUGAGAAGCCGGCGCUGACCCCCCCUCAGCUGUGCGAGGGCCGAUUUGCCGGCCCGCUGCAAUACCGUGUGUGGAAAUCCUUGAAAGGAAGCAUCUACCCAGUGCCGUCCGCCAUAACCUUUAACUCGAGCACGGCCAACCCGUGGCUGAGUCUGACCCCGUCUCUGACCUGCGUCCGCUACCAGACGUUCAACAGCGCGGUGCAGGACAACCCUCAGCGUUUCAACGCAGCGCUGUCUCUGCUGGGCAGCCAGGGCUUCACUCACGGCCGCCACUACUGGGAGAUCGAGGUGUACAGCAGCGCCGUGUGGACAGUGGGCGUGGCCAGAGAGUCCGUACCCAGGAAAGGAGUCAUCAAAGCCAUGCCGGCCAACGGCUUCUGGACCAUCUCUUUGUCCUACGGCGUCCAGUACAUGGCAGGGACGUCGCCCCCUACUGUCCUGUCCCUGGACGAGCAGCUGGACCGGAUCGGCGUGUAUCUGGACUACAGGAGAGGCCUGGUGUCCUUCUACAACGCUGAGAGCAUGACACACCUCUACACAUUCCAGGACACUUUCACUGAGACCCUCUACCCGUACUUCAACCUGGGCUUCUUGGACAAAGUGCACGAGAACGAGCCUCUGAAAGUCUUCAUGCCCAAAAUCUGAAUCUAAUACUACACACACAUUCAGGGACACCUUAGCAUCUUUUACAACUGAUUGAGUUGAUUUUGACUAUUGCUGAUCAGUUAAGGAAGAACAACAGGGUUGUGCUACUACACUGAAACAAGUAAUACAUUGAAUACACAUAUUCAGUACUGCAAAAGUCUUAGACACUUAAAAAAAUGAUAUAUGAUAUAUUAUAUAUAUUACAUAUUAUAUUAAAAAAGUUAUUUAUCUGGGCUGUAAGUGUUCAUUUGCUCAUAAAAACACUAAUAUUUGAAUAAAUACAAGUAAAACAAGUGAUAUUAACACAAUAAGUGUUAAUCUUCUAACCUACAUAUUCAUAACUUUUUUUAAAAAUAACAUAAUAAUGUAUAUAAUAAUGUUAUAUAAUCAAAC